AUGGCGCUAUCAGUAUCAGCUGCUGCUCCCGGCCAGGGCCAGCAGGAACCGCCGUCGGGGAAGCAGUUGAGCUACCAGCUCGCCGCUGCUGUGAGGAGCAUCAACUGGACUUACGCCAUUUUCUGGUCCAUGUCCACCGGCCUGCGCCCACCUGGAGUUCUGACAUGGAAGAACGGGUUCUAUAACGGCGAGGUAAAGACAAGGAAGAUCAUUAGCUCCACCACGACGGAGCUUACCGCCGACGACCUCGUCCUGCAGAGAAGCGAGCAACUGAGGGAGCUCUACCAGUCGCUCUUGUCCGGCAAGGCGGACCACCGUGCCAAGCGUCCCGCCGCCUCGCUGUCGCCGGAGGAUCUCGGGGAAGCCGAGUGGUACCACACGCUAAGCAUGACUUAUGCCUUCCGGCCUGGUCAAGGGUUGCCAGGCAAGAGCUUUGCGAGCAAUCAACAUGUUUGGUUAUACAACGCUCAAUACGCAGACACCAAAACUUUCCAGCGCGCUCUCUUAGCAAAGACCGCGCCUAUUCAGACAGUUGUUUGCAUUCCCUUCAUGGGUGGCGUGCUCGAGCUCGGGACAUUGGAUUUGGUAUUGGAGGAUCCGAAUAUGGUGAACCAGAUUGGCACAUCUUUCUGGGAGCUACCCUUUUUGGCAUGCUCGGAGUCUGAGCUGCCAAGCUCCAAUCCAUCAAUAGACGAAGCAGGGAACAGGGAGGUAGACAUCGUCGUGUUAGAAGACCUCGAUCACAAUGUCGCCAAGGGGAUAAUCUCUGAGCUUGGGGAGGUCGAGUGCAUGUCCGACGUCAACCUUGAUCAUGUCACUGAGGAGGUGGACGAGUUCUAUGGCCUCAUCGAGGAGUUGGAUGUGCGUUCUCUUGAGGACAACUGGGUCAUGGAAAGGUCAUUUGAGUACAUGUCUUCCUUGGAAAUGGCACCAGACAUGGACGCACGGAGCAUUGAUGAUGCCAUCAUCACUUUAAGUAGCUUUGUUAAAGGCUCUCGUCCAUCCUGCUUUACGGUGUGGAAGAGGUCAUCUGACUGUGAAGACAUGGUUGCGCGGGUCACCGGGGAGUCACAAAAGUUGUUGAAGAAAGCUAUAGCCGGCGGUGCAUGGACAACGAGACCUCAAGAAAGUAACAUCAAGACGCAUGUCCUGUCGGAAAGGAGGCGCCGAGAGAAGCUCAAUGAUAUGUUCCUAGUUCUCAAGUCAAUGGUCCCGUCCAUUAACAAGAUGGACAAAGCAUCCAUCCUAGCUGAAACUAUAACCUAUCUCAGAGAGCUAGAACAAAGGGUAGAAGAGCUAGAAACUAGCAGGGCACCGUCAUCGCGCCCAAAUGAAGCAAUGGGACGGGGGAUCCAUGAGGUUGUCAGCGGGAAGAAGAUCAAGCUAUCAACUGGAUCAAAGAGGAAGGUGCUAGAGACGGAGAUGGAGGACAAUGAUUGCCCAAGCAACAUUGUUAAUGUGACCGUGAUGGACAAGGAGGUGCUCUUGGAGGUGCAGUGCCGAUGGAAGGGGUUGUUGAUGACACGGGUGUUCGACGCUAUCAAGAGCCUCCGCCUGGACAUCGUCUCUGUGCACGCAUCCACACCGGAAGGUCUUCUUGAUCUCAAGAUACGAGCUACUCAGCAAGCCUCGAUCGCACCAACUUCUAAGCUUGCAGUAGGUUCUGCUACCAUUGCACCUGGGAUGAUCACUGAAGCGCUUCAGAAAGCUAUAUGCAUCCGCUGA
Messenger RNA from Triticum turgidum subsp. durum (durum wheat), 1725 nucleotides. The record is from the annotation of a GenBank genome assembly. NCBI's taxonomy places the organism in Eukaryota, Viridiplantae, Streptophyta, Magnoliopsida, Poales, Poaceae.